Molecule: messenger RNA, 762 nt
Organism: Penicillium odoratum
Lineage: Eukaryota; Fungi; Ascomycota; Eurotiomycetes; Eurotiales; Aspergillaceae
Product: alpha/beta hydrolase
Exons: 1
Coding region: 1-762 (253 amino acids)
Source: RefSeq, a predicted model, not a curated record
AUGUCUCCGCCAACCCUAAUCUUUGUCCAUGGUGCAUGGCAUUCACCCAAAUGCUGGGAAAAAGUGAUUCCCAAACUAGAACAAAAAGGCUACCGCUGCCAUGCCCCGCAUCUGGAGAUGUGUGCCACGGGCACUGAGAAACCAGCCGACUCACUCCGCGGCAGCGUCAACCAAAUCCAAGACAUCAUCUCCUCAGAAAUAUCCACCGGAAAUGAUGUCCUGAUUGUCGCCCACUCCAUGGGCGGCCGUCCAGGCUGCGCUGCAGUUGAAGGAUUCACACAGAAAAACCCCUCCCGGCUGAGCCUCAAUUCCGGGAAAGUCAUAGGCAUUUUGCAGAUUAGCGGUUUCUUCCCCAUUGAAAUCUCGGAACUUGUCAAAAUCGACUUUGGGACUCCAUUUUUUAGUCGGGGAGGGGUGUGGAUUACUGUGGAUCUAGCAGACCCUGUGGAUCUUUUUUAUGGCGAUCUCUCUUUGCAGGAGGCGCGGCUUUGGGAGAGCAGAAUUUUGAAAUUGUCUGCUGCUUGUAAUGAUGAUUGGACCUUGUAUUCUGGGUGGAAGGAUGUUCCAGUUUGGUAUCUUGUUUGUACUCAAGAUAAGGCGAUUCUUCCACAGGCUCAGGAGGAUAUGAUUGCAAUUGUGCGUGGAGCUGGUGCUAAUGUUACGACGAGACAGUUGGAUUCGUCUCAUAGUCCGUUUCUGAGUCUGGUUGAUGAGACCGUUGAUUUCAUUCUUGAGGCUGUGGUUAGCCUUAUCGUCUUAUGA